GGGUUCGCGAGCGAAGGGUCACUUCGGGUUAGGGCUCCGGCGCGAAAAGAUCGAAGAGCGUGUUUAGACCGAACCGAGGCGUGCGCGUCCAAAUGUAUCGUAACGUGUGUAAUAUAUAAUUGUUAAUUGUCUUAAAUGUCCGUGUCGUUCUUAACGUCUUCUAAUACGUGACGAAAGAAAAAGAAUAUAAAAGUGGCGACGAGGAAAACGAAAAAAAAAUAUAGGAACUAUAAACGAAAAAAAAGUGUUAUAGUGCAAUUAUUCGCGUGUGUAUAAUUCCGCCGCAGUAACAAUGUAUAGUCCUGAUGAAAAUUCCGGGAUGGACGAUCCGCGCCGAUUAUCACAGAACGGCGCAAACGCUCUGAACGCCGCGUUCACGCAACGUAUGCAUCCACCGCCGCAAGGUGCAGCGACGCAGCCGCAGCAACCGCCAUCGCAGCAUCCAGGCGCAGCGUCAGCCCUGGCAGGACCAGCGUCACAAAGUCCUGAAUUUGGGAUGCUGUACCAAAUGCUGCAACUAAUGCAACAGCAAAUGCAGCAACAGCAGCAACAGGCGGCUCAACAGCAGCAGAUGAUGGCUCAACUGAUGCAGCAGCUUCCCCCAACGGCAUCUCAGCCCCCCGCUCACCAGCCCACACCGCCAACCGAUCCCGAGCUGGUUAUAAACGCCCUAGCGGCAAGCAUCACCGAGUUUCGCUACGACGCAGAAGCUGGUGCCACAUUUCGCGCGUGGUACUCGCGAUUCGAGGAUCUGUUCGUGAAAGAUGCUUCCCGGCUCGAUGAACCAGCAAAAAUCCGCCUGCUAACCCGUAAGUUGGGCACAAUGGAACACGAGCGUUACGCCAACUACGUUCUUCCCUGCCACCCCCGCGACUUCACAUUCGAUGAGACGGUAAGCAAACUGAAGGUGCUUUUCGGAAACGUCGAAUCGCUUAGUAGUAGGCGAUACAAGUGCCUUCAGACGAUAAAGGAGAAGAACGAGGAUCUGCUUCCGUUCUCUUGUAGGUUAAAUCGUGCCUGCAACGAUUUCCAAUUCUCCUCAAUGACCGAGGACCAAUUUAAAUGUCUAAUGUUUGUUUGUGCUUUAAGAGAAGAAGUGCACAACGACAUACGAACGAGGCUCCUAACGCGCAUCGAGGAUCGACCGGAUCUAACCCUGGAACAGCUUUCCGCCGAAGGCGAACGAUUAAUAGGUCUAAAAGAGACUACGGCGAUGUUUGCUUCCGGGAGAGAGGGCAAAGUUCAUGCUCUACACAGCACGUACAAGCAACGAGAUGCGCAGAAAGAGAAGAGAGACAACAACAACAACAAGCAGCGUCGUCCCGAGAGAAGUGGUGCAGAUUCUCCAGCAUCCAAACCACCGAGACCGUGUUGGUUGUGCGGUGACUCCCAUUGGGUGAGAGAUUGUUCUUACAGCUCUCAUAAGUGUCAGGAUUGUGGGAGAUACGGUCAUCGCGAGGGUCAUUGCAGCAAGUCGGGUCGAAAGCGGGAAUUAACGAAAUAUCGCAAGCGCACUUCGGUUGCAACACGUGCAGUGGUUGUAAACGUCCGUAGCUUACAGAAGCGCAAAUACGUGAGCAUCCGAAUAGGCAGCAAAACAGCGGAACUGCAGCUCGACACGGGGUCGGAUAUCACGAUAAUAGGACGGAAAACGUGGAAGCAGCUCGGCAUGCCACGACUAUCGCCAGCAAGAGUGCAUGCGAAAACAGCAUCCGGUUCACGCCUUCAGCUGGAUGGCGAGUUUGAUGCAAACGUUACGGUGAACGGGACGACAAAAUCAGCAACGAUCCUAGUUGUUCCUAUAGAUUUACAGCUUUUAGGAGCGGAUUUUGUCGAAAUUUUCUCGCUGGGAACGUUGCCGAUGGAUGAAUACUGCAACAGAAUCGGUUGCGAGUCUACCAAAUGGGAGAGCAAAUUUCCGGCUAUUUUCAAUGGUACCGGAUUAUGCACUAAGGCAAGCAUUAAACUGCAUGUGAAAGAAAACGUCCGUCCUACCUUUUGUCCAAAGCGCCCUGUGGCUUAUGCUAUGCAAGCAACAGUAGAAAAGGAGCUUGAUCGUUUAGAGCAACUCAACGUCAUCACGCCAGUCGAUUAUUCCGACUGGGCAGCGCCCAUCGUAGUCGUAAGAAAAAGCAACGGCAGUAUCAGAAUCUGCGGAGACUACUCGACUGGACUGAAUUCGGCUCUCCAGUCAUACGAAUAUCCUUUACCGCUCCCGGACGAUAUAUUUGCUAGGCUGUCGCGGUGCAGAUUUUUCAGUAAAAUCGACCUCUCCGACGCAUUCUUACAGGUCGAAAUAGCAGCCAAAUACCGCCCCCUAUUGACCAUAAAUACGCAUCGUGGCUUAUACCACUACAAUCGCCUACCACCUGGUAUCAAAAUAGCGCCGGCCGCUUUUCAGCAAUUAAUUGAUACCAUGCUCGCAGGAUUGAAAGGCACAUCAGGUUACAUGGAUGACGUGAUCGUAGGUGGUACAACGGAACGCGAGCAUGACGAAAAUUUGCUUAAUCUUUUCCGCAGAAUACAACAGUACGGAUUCACAGUCCGCGCGGAAAAGUGCGCUUUCAAAAUGCAGCAAAUAGAAUAUCUGGGUUUCAUCAUCGAUCGUCGUGGCCUCAAACCAAACCCAGCGAAGAUUGAAGCUAUUCUGAAGCUUCCAGCGCCAACAAACGUAAGCGAGGUACGGUCAUUCUUAGGCGCAGUUAACUAUUACGGAAGGUUCGUUCCGAAAAUGCGCGACCUAAGGUACCCUCUAGACGUCCUAUUAAAGAACGAAACCACAUUCGUAUGGACUCGCGAAUGUGAAAGCGCAUUCAAGCGAUUUAAGGAAAUAUUGGCAUCGGAUCUGCUACUUACACAUUACGACCCAAAUGCCGAAAUAGUAGUAUCUGCUGACGCUUCAGCAGUGGGACUUGGUGCUACCAUUAGCCACAAAUUAAAAUUAAAAGUAGUACAACAUGCCUCGAGAGCACUUACGACAGCGGAAAAUAAGUACAGCCAAAUCGACCGUGAGGGUCUAGCCAUCAUUUUUGCAGUGAAAAAGAAAGGCAUACCGGUUUACACAGCUAAUAGACUGCAACGUUUCGCGCUGUCCUUGCAGUUGUAUGAUUUCAGCAUCGAGUAUGUACCAUCGACACAAUUCGGAAAUGCUGAUCUGUUAUCGAGGCUGAUCAGCGAACAUGCGAAACCGGACCCCGAAUACAUCAUAGCCAGCACUGAGCUCGAGCAGGACGUAAGUUACGUUGCAACGCAGUCAAUUAAAGUAUUCCCUCUUAAUUUUAGAGACGUUGCGUCCGCUACAAGGGCUGACCCGAUACUACGGCAGGUGCUUCGUUACGUCCUGCAAGGGUGGCCUAAAAACUACGCCUAUGGACAAGAGCUGGCGCGAUUCUUCAAUCGAAGCGAGGCGCUAUCCACGGUACGUGGAUGCAUUUUGUUCGGGGAGAGGGUGGUCAUACCUACCAAGCUGCGUCACAGAUGCAUAAAGCAGUUACACGAGGGCCACCCAGGUAUGCAACGGAUGAAAGAACUAGCCCGCAGUUACGUGUACUGGCCGGGCAUGGAUGAGGACAUCGUGGAGUGUGUUAGAACGUGUCACGCAUGCGCGGUUGCCGCUAAAACACCUCCACACGCUAAGCCGGUACCCUGGCCCACUACAAAACACCCAUGGGAACGCAUUCACGUCGAUUACGCGGGACCGAUCGAGGGUGAUUAUUUUCUAGUAGCAGUCGACGCGUACACGAAGUGGCCAGAGGUAAUAAAGACGAGCAGCACCACCACACCGGCAACGAUAGCAAUUCUACGAAACCUAUUCGCAAGAUUCGGGUUUCCCGUGACGCUAGUAAGUGAUAACGGACCGCAAUUCACUAGCGCCACGUUCGAUGAAUUCUGUGCUAAGAGCGGCAUUCAGCACAUAAAAAGUCCACCGUUUCAUCCUCAGUCCAACGGACAGGCCGAACGAUUUGUCGAUACGUUCAAGCGGUCUAUAAGGAAAAUCGAAGAAGGUGGAGCGUCCUGUGGCGAAGCACUCGAAAUUUUCCUUCAAACGUACCGAGCAUCCCCCAAUCCUGUUUUGGAGCAACAUCGGUCGCCAGCGGAGGUUAUGUUCGGGAGGAAAAUUCGAACAGCACUGGAGCUGUUAAAGCCACCGCCUACACCAGAAGUAGAACGAGAAAGACGAGAUCAUCGGUUCCAGCGCAACGAGCUCGUCUAUGCAAAGUGGUAUACGCGGAACUCAUGGAAAUGGGUUCCCGCAAAAGUGAAUCGACCAAUCGGUGAUGUCAUGUACGAGAUCGAGACGAAUGAUCACCGGACACACCGCCGCCACCUAAACCAAUUGCGAAAACGAACGGAAACGAAGGGCCCACAUCGAUCGAACACGCUAGCGGAUAGCUACCAACUUCCGCUAGAUUUCCUCGUGGAAACAUCACACAACGACGAACAGGCAGUGUCUGCUGGAGGCACUGUGGAACCAUCUGUACCUUCCCCACAUUUACCAUCUCCCAGGCCGGUACCUUUUGUACCAAGACGACAUCAGCAGCCGGUACGAUCGCCACGCAGGUCUUCUAGGUCUAGAAGACUUCCGCGUAGGCUCGAGGGGUACCAGCUGCAAACUAAAAGGGGGAGAUGUUAUGGUCCAACCUUUCCUCGGUAGAUCUGUCACCUAAACUCACCACUGACAGAAACGGUCAGUGGUUGAUGUGUUAGUGAGAUCUACCGAGAGGUCAGGGUUCGCGAGCGAAGGGUCACUUCGGGUUAGGGCUCCGGCGCGAAAAGAUCGAAGAGCGUGUUUAGACCGAACCGAGGCGUGCGCGUCCAAAUGUAUCGUAACGUGUGUAAUAUAUAAUUGUUAAUUGUCUUAAA
Messenger RNA from Anopheles funestus (African malaria mosquito), 4863 nucleotides. RefSeq lists its product as uncharacterized. Bases 293 to 4654 code for a protein of 1453 amino acids. Gene Ontology annotation, molecular function: nucleic acid binding; aspartic-type endopeptidase activity. NCBI's taxonomy places the organism in Eukaryota, Metazoa, Arthropoda, Insecta, Diptera, Culicidae. Gene Ontology annotation, biological process: proteolysis; DNA integration. The transcript has a single exon. The record is from RefSeq and is a predicted model, not a curated record.